CAGAAAAUACGACAGGAUCCAACUAUCCCGGAUUACUAGAUAGGCUGAACAUUCGUUUCAAUUUAGUGCCUUUCUCUCAGGUAACGAUGGGAAACUGGUGCAAACGCUUCCUUCUCACUGCGGGGGUAGGAAGUGGGAACGCUUUACCGUGACCACCUGCUUCCCUCGCUUGGAACAAGCCUAGAAAUUGCCAAAUAUCUCUAUCACUCUCGGCGCAGAGCCCACAGCAUAAACCAACGGAGGCGGUGCACUAGAUAGCAUCAAAGCCCCAGGCAGGGGCCCGCAACGGGGGUGGGGGGGCAAAAGCAGCCGAGGGAAAGAAGCGCCUCCCCCUAGCAUUUCCUCUCACGCCCACUUCCAACCUAGGAGGCUUUUGGUUUCAGCUUUUGUUGUUUUUAAAAUUAAAAGUUAAACCCAGGAAGCUUUGGAUCAGACUUUUUUGGGUGGCAGUUCGGCGCGUGGAUUAAUUGAUGUACCUUGAGUUUAUGGAGCUACCUUUUUGUGACCUGCUUUUUCUUCAGUUUCUAAGAGGAAAACAGUGCCCCUGAAUAGAAGAAGAUGCCUCGUACUAAACAGAUUCAUCCCAGAAACCUAAGAGACAAAAUUGAAGAAGCACAAAAAGAACUUAACGGGGCAGAAGUUUCAAAAAAAGAAAUCCUAGAGGCUGGCAUUAAAGGAACUUCAGAAUCACUAAAAGGUGUGAAAAGGAAAAAGAUUGUAACUGAGAAUCACCUGAAAAAAAUACCAAAAUCCCCACUGAGAAAUCCUCUUCAGGCAAAACAUAAACAAAAUACAGACGGACCGUCUUUCCCUGCUCUUCAGAGUGCUUCCGAGUCUCACAAGAAACAGAACCACAUCCUGGUAAGAAAUGGGAAGCAGUUUACCAAACAAAAUGGAAAGACGCCUGGAAUGAUUGCCGAAGCCUCUCCACCUGAAGACUCGGUCUCCCCAAAGAAGCCCUUGUUUUUGCAGCAGGCAUCUGAGUUACGCAGAUGGAGGUCAGAAGGCUCUGACUCCACCAAGUUCAAUUUCCUAGACGGAAAAUGUGACUCUAGUUCUUUGUCGAGUAAAACCAGGGCUGACGAUAGUGAAUGUGUCUCUUCUAAUUGUAGUGCCACUUCCUCCUAUACUAAUACCGCGUUUGAUGUCUUACUGAAAGCAAUGGAGCCAGAACUGAGCACCUUGUCGCAAAAGGGCUCAUCUUGUGCAAUUAAGAUAGAAAAACUGAGACCAAAUAAAACUGUACGAUCACCUUCUAAAUUAAAAAACAGUUCCGUGGAUGUCCCCCGUCAGACGUCACAAGAAUGUGUGGCCGAAUCACAGUCCUCUCCUUGCAGCUCCUACACAGUGCAUGUGUCUGCCACUCAGAAGAAUGAGCAAGCAGCAGCCCAGCCCCUUCCUCAUUCAUAUACUCAGCACGAACACUUUGUUUCUAACUCCAAGCAGCAUAAUCAGCCGCUUCCAGGGUGUUCAGGUUUCAUAAGAUCACUGACGAACCUGCAAAACCAAGAGAACACCAAGCUUGAACACGUUUAUAAUAUAGCAGUGACGUCGUCGAUAGUUCUAACUUCACCCACCAGUAGAACUCAGGUUAUUCCUCAAAACCAGCCAAUGGAUUCCACUUCACCUAUGUCAGUAAGUCCAGCCAACUUGACACAGCCCCCCGCCACGCCACUUUAUAAUUCAACUCCUAUUGCCUCUGUCGUGAAUCACAGCGUGGAACAAAUGUGCAAUCUUCUUCUGAAAGAUCAGAAGCCAAAAAAACAGGGAAAAUACAUCUGUGAGUACUGCAAUCGAGCUUGUGCAAAGCCCAGCGUGCUUUUAAAGCAUAUCCGCUCCCACACUGGAGAGCGGCCCUAUCCCUGUGUGACCUGUGGGUUUUCAUUUAAGACUAAAAGUAAUCUGUAUAAGCACAAAAAAUCCCAUGCACAUACCAUCAAACUGGGACUUGUCUUACAACCAGAUUCUGGUGGUGUGUUCUUAUCAGAGUCCCCAAAAGCACUUAGCAUCCAUUCGGAUGCAGAAGAUAGUGGCGAGAGUGAGGACGAGGGCCCGAGUGACGAAAGGCACAACGACCCAGGCUCCAUAGAAUUGCAGUCCGUGCAAAUAAUGAAAACAGUAGCAAAUGCCGAAGCUUUACCCAAAUCAGGUUUUAUCCCAAGCAAUCCAGAUCAUGUGGUAGGUGACUUUUUACUACAGGAAAAAUCUUCAGAAUCACAAGCUGCGACAGAGUUACCAGAAGUUGUGGUCUACCCUGCCACCGUGCCCCCUUUAAGAACUGACAGUCCCAAGGUUACACAAUCCAUGCCUGAACUUUCUAACGCACAGAAACAGCAGGACCUUCAGCUAACCAGGGUACUGUCAAAUUCAGCCUGCGUGUCCUCCCUGGAGUCCAGUGAGAAGUCCUGUCAGAAAGAGGAGAUGAGUCAGGCAGAAGGAAAACAAGAGUCUUACACAGGAACGGUACAUGCCCAGCUACAACGGCAGCAGGCUACCGAUCACUCGCAAGAGCAACAAGGAAAACUUCUGAGUCCACGAAGUUUGGGAAGUACAGAUUCCGGUUACUUUUCACGUUCUGAAAGUGCCGAUCAGACAGUGAGUCCGCCAACUUCCUUUGCCAGAACGUUACCCACCACCGAGCAGAACUCAAGUAAUAAGAAUAAUGGGCCCUCCACAGCUCUUAUCCCCACACAGGCACCUCCUGCUGUACCGACAGGCGAGAAGGCCCUGUUCUUACCAGGUCAGGUGCGCCCACCGCUGGCCACAAAGACCCUCGAGGAGCGGAUAUCAAAGCUGAUCUCCGACAAUGAAGCCUUAGUAGAUGAUAAGCAGCUGGACAGCGUAAAGCCUCGGAGAACCUCUCUGUCGAGACGGGGAAGUAUUGAUUCCCCCAAAUCGUACAUAUUUAAGGAUUCUUUCCAGUUUGACUUAAAACCAAUGGGACGGCGAACGAGCUCAAGCUCUGAUAUACCAAAGUCCCCCUUUACCCCUCCUGAGAAGUCGAAACAAGUUUUUCUUCUGUCUGUACCUUCCCUCGACUGUUUACCUAUCACAAGAAGUAAUUCUAUGCCCACCACAGGUUACUCGGCAGUCCCCGCGAGUAUAAUACCUCCGCCGCACCCGCUAAGAGGAAGCCAGUCUUUUGAUGACAAAAUUGGCACUUUUUACGAUGAUGUCUUCAUGUCAGGCCCGCACACUUCUGCGCCCCAAAGCGGACACCCCCGUACCCUUGUCAGACAGGCAGCCAUAGAAGACUCCUCAGCAAAUGAAAAUCAUGUUCUUGGUGCUGGACAGCCCUCGGAUGAGAGCUAUCAGGGAUGCAAUGCCUUGAAUGAAAUUGCAUCAGCAAGGAGCAAGUCAGCGGCCCAAGGCCCAACUUCUGAAAAAAAGAAGUCCCAUCAAGGGCGAGGGACAAUGUUUGAGUGUGAAACCUGUAGAAACAGGUAUAGAAAACUGGAAAACUUUGAAAACCAUAAGAAGUUUUACUGUUCCGAGUUACACGGACCGAAAACAAAGGUGGCCGUGAGAGAAGCUGAACACAACAGCCCCACGCCCAGCGGGCCGCAGCCUCAGAUUCUGCACUACAGAGUAGCAGGUCCUACGGGUGUCUGGGAACAGACGCCCCAGAUCAGGAAAAGGAGGAAAAUGAAAAGCGUUGGAGACGACGAUGAACAACAAAAUGAAAGUGGCACAUCACCAAAAAGCUCAGAAGGUCUUCAAUUUCAGAAUACCCUGGGCUCCACUUCCAGCUUGUCUAAACAUAAUGCCGGAACGGGCAGCCAGCAGCCUAGAAAUACACAGCUGCAGAAUGCACAAGGUCAGCUGGUUGCCAGAGGUGCCAACCAGACUAUUGAUCCAAAGCUGUCUACUAUCGUGGAGCAACAAAUAAGUGCAGUUGCCCAGGAAAAGUUAGAGUUGAAAAGACACGGAGCUGGAAUCUCAGUAAUACAGCAUACAAACUCACUGAGCAGACCCAAUUCAUUUGACAGGCUGGAGCCUCUUGAGAGAGGUUCCCCAGUUUCUCUCCAGGAACUGAGUAGAACAGUGAAGCCUGGCACUCUGAAAGUCCUAGGAAUUUCCCCAGAGGAAAGUCAUCCUUCUCGGAACACCUGUCCUCCUCACCAGCCUACAUUAUCAGAUGCUCUUAGAGGACAACUCCAGAAAAGUUCCAGAAAGAUUUCAAGUGAAAGAAAUGUGUUGGGACAGCCUUCAAGGCUUGUUCGACAGCACAACAUCCAAGUCCCAGAAAUUCUGGUCACAGAAGAGCCAGACCGGGACCUUGAAGCCCAAGGGCUUGAUCAAGAAAAGUCAGAAAAGUUCAGCUGGCCUCAACGGAGUGAAACCCUGUCAAAAUUGCCAACAGAGAAACUGCCACCCAAAAAGAAGAGGCUUCGUCUGGCUGAGAUGGAGCAUUCCUCAACAGAAUCUAGUUUUGAUUCCACGCUCUCCAGGAGUCUAAGUAGGGAGAGUAGCUUAUCCCACACUUCAAGUUUCUCAGCUUCGCUAGACAUAGAGGACAAUUCUAAAACGGAGGUUUCCCCCAAAAUUGAUUUUCUAAAUAAAACAGAGUUUCUUGUGAUUCCAGCCAGUUCUAAUACACUCAUUGUUCCUGGAACUUACCGGGAAAUGAGACGGGCUGCAUCAGAACAGAUUAAUUGCAUGCAACUGUCGAUGGAGGUCUCUGAUUUUAGAAGUAAAUCAUUUGACUGUGGAAGCAUCACACCAUCCCAGGUGACACCACCUGUUCAAAUGCAGCCUCCAGCAGCCCCCUCUGGCAUGGCAAUUACCGGGCACGUGCCUCUCUUGGAAAGAAGAAGAGGCCCACUAAUACGGCAGAUAUCUUUAAAUAUAGCUCCAGAUAGCCACCUGCCUUCUGCAAACCUAUCAACUUUCCAAAGUAUUGCUCAGCCAGGUGUGAACCCAGUGCCAUUUCAGGGGCUUCAGACUGCUUCUGUAUCUUUAGCAGAGUUUCCCACGAAUACUUCACUUUCCCAGACUCAAGUUAAGGAUCUGCAAACAGAAACUUCAAAUCCCACCCCUACUAGCAUCAUUCCUGUUCAGCCGCUUUUUGGUAUCAAUUUGUUAAAUCAAAUCCAUACACCCACUAACCACCAAAAUACACAGACAACUCUGAAAGGGGCUACCCAGGGAGACAAACCGGAUCUAGGUCCCACUUCAUGUGCAUCUUCUGAAAGUGAGGAUUGCUUUGCUCCCAAGUACCAGCUCCAGUUUCAGGUUUUAACUUCAAGCCAGUCUUGCUCUUCUAAUCCUGUCCGUUCUUUGCCCAGUCGUCUUCUCUCAGAUCCAGUUGGUGCGGACCAUUGCACGACCUCUUUAGCAUUACCAACCAAAUUAGUAGAUACCAUGUCUAAUUCCUGCUCGCUGCCACCACUGAGACCCGGGCCCCGCAGCAGUCAGGGGCCGCAGGUCUCCUCAUCCUUUGCGGUGCCCGUGCAUCUUCAGAGUCACGUUCCAGCUUACUGUUUCGCCACAGUCACGUCUCUGCCACAGAUCCUGGUGACCCAAGACCUACCAAGUCAGCCAGUUUUCCAGGCUAAUGAUAUGAUAGUGCCAGUCAGUGAAGAACAAAAUUCUGUGCCAAAGUCACUGGAGGAUCACCAAAAUGCUUUGCCAAAUUCAGAGAAAGGACUCAUUUGUGAAAAUGUUUUUUCAGAGAUGGGCCAACCUUCUUCUCUGUUAGGAUCCUUACCUGUAACUCAGAAAAUGUCCAUCAGUAGACUUUCCCCCCAACAAGAAUCUGCAGCUUCGAGUAAAAGGAUGCUCUCCCCAGCAAACAGUUUAGACAUUGCCAUGGAAAAGCACCAGAAGCGGGCAAAAGAUGAAAACGGAGCUGUUUGCACAACAGAGAUAAGAGCAUUAGAACCACUGAGUUCAAGAGCCAAUGAGGUUAAUAAGCAGAAGAAGCCUGUCUUAGUGAGGCAGGUUUGUACCACAGAGUCCCUUGAAGGUGUGAUAUUGGAACAAGAUGUUUUUUCUCAACCUGAAGUUAGUAGCGAGACUAUUAAUUUGACAGCUGUUAUACCAACUGGUAAUUCUGCAUCAGGACACCUGAAGCCUGGAGUUACAGAACCUGUCAAUGAAUUGCAAGAAUUUGAAAACAUCAAGGCCUCUGCCUUACUGACUCUUAGGGUGAGAAAUUCCCCUGUCCCUUCAGAAAAGACAGCCAUUGCUCCUUUGAAAAGUAUAGAUAAUAACCAAGAAAGGAAGUCUCUGGUGGGUGGAGACAAAGGUGGCAAAGUGAACAUCCAAGAGCAAAUUAAAUUAGUGACCCCUCUUUCAAUGUUUACUGCUGGAGACCCACAGCAGCCUUCUUUUCCCAGUCUCAAGACUAUAACAAGCUUUACGUGGUGUUAUCUGUUAAGACAGAAGUCCUUGCCUUUGCCUCAGGGUGACCAAAAGACUUCAGCAUAUACGGAUUGGACAGUAAGCUCCAGUAAUCCAAAUCCACUUGGUUUACCUACAAAAGUUGCUCUCUCACUCCUAAAUUCCAAACAGAAGACUGAAAAGUCACUAUACUGUCAAGCAAUAACUACCCAUUCCAAAUCAGAUUUGUUGGUCUAUUCAAGCAAGUGGAAAAGCAACUUAAGCAAGAGAGCAUUAGGUAAUCAAAAGUCCACAGUAGGUGAAUUCAGCAAUAAAGAUGCCUCUGAAAUUAACAGUGAGCAAGAUAAAGAAAAUUCCUUAAUCAAAAGUGAACCAAGAAGAAUUAAAAUAUUUGAUGGAGGAUAUAAAUCAAAUGAAGAGUAUGUAUAUGUCCGAGGCAGGGGAAGAGGAAAGUACAUUUGUGAAGAAUGUGGAAUACGCUGUAAGAAACCUAGCAUGUUAAAGAAACACAUACGAACCCAUACAGAUGUCCGCCCCUACCACUGCACUUACUGUAACUUCUCCUUUAAGACUAAAGGCAAUCUGACAAAACACAUGAAGUCCAAGGCACAUAGCAAGAAAUGUGUGGAUUUAGGCGUCUCAGUAGGUUUAAUAGAUGAACACGAUACAGAAGAAUCAGAUGAAAAACAAAGAUUCAGUUUUGAGCGCUCUGGCUAUGACAUUGAAGAAUCUGAUGGUCCAGAUGAGGAUGAGAAUGAAAAUGAAGAUGAUGACGAGGACAGCCAGGCCGAGUCGGUGUUGUCAGCAGCCCCCUCGGUCACGGCCAGCCCACAGCACCUUCCAUCGAGAAGUGGCCUUCAGGAUGCCGUAAGUGCCGAAGAGGAGAUCAGGACCAGCAACAGCUUCUCUGCAGUGCACCCGGACCCCAUGGACAUCCUGCCCAGAGCACUGCUCACCAAGAUGACCGUGCUGAGCACAGCAGAGUCGGCCUGCAGUAGGAAGAGUGGAUCCCUAGAGAAGGCCAGGCAGCAUGCCACAAAAGAGGAAGACGAGGCUGUUCCUCAUGCAGCCUCUACUAGGUUGCCCAAAGAUGCUCCCAGGUCCCCCUGGCAUCAGAUGUCUGUAGACUACCCUGAAUCAGAUGAAAUUCUGCAUAGUUCUAUGGGAGCAAAAGCUAUUGCUUUCACACAGAAUGCAUCAUCUGUAAGACUGCCUUCUGCAGCCGAGCCCGUUCCCCAGCCAGCAGUGGGGGAUCCUUCAGGGGCCUCUCCUCAUCCCCACACUCAAGAACAGAAGCAGCAAAUGACUCUACAGCUGACUGCAAGCCUGCCCUCUCCCCAGACUCAUUUGUUUAGCCACCUUCCCUUGCAUUCCCAGCAGCAGUCCAGGACACCUUACAAUAUGGUUCCAGUUGGAGGGAUCCAAGUGGUCCCCACCGGCCUCACAUAUUCCACGCUUGUACCCAUUCAAGCUGGGCCAAUGCAACUUACAGUUCCGGCAGUCAGUGUGAUUCACAGAACCGUGGGCACGCCUGGGGACACGAUCACAGAAGUUUCCAGCACCACAGAUCCCACAGGAGUGUCUGAAGUAAGCAGUGUUGUGCCAUGUAUUCCCAUCGGCCAGGUCCGUGUGCCUGGCCUCCAGAACCUCGGUACUCCAGGCCUGCAGCCACUUCCGUCAUUAAGCAUGGACGCCGUCAAUAUUUUAGGCCUGGCCAAUGCAAACAUUACCCCACAGGGACAUCCACCAGGACUUGCUCUAAAUGCUGUAGGACUGCAGGUCCUAACCGCAAACUCUUCCUCACAAAGCAACCCCACCCCUCAGACACACAUUCCAAGUCUCCAGAUUGUUAACAUCGCAUUGCCUACUUUAAUUCCUUCAGUCGGUCAAGUACCCGUCGAUGCACAAGGAGCUCCUGAAAUACCAGCUUCCCAAAGCAAAGCCCGGGAGACAUCACACCCCAAGCCCUCAUCGGGAGCCAGUGCAAAUCAGGUCCGCAGGGCUGAAUCUCCUCAGGGGUCCCCUCAAGUCCAGCAGGAAAAUGCAAAAAAAAGACUAGACCCCCCUGCCCCCGCAGGUGACCGGGUGAGGCUUGAUGGCCCAAAGGAAAUGGCCACGGACAAGGCUGCCUCAGUCAAUCAUGUGAAGCCAAAGCAGGAGCUCGCCUCUGUCCAGGGCAAGCCAGUGUCCGCGUGUGAGCCUCUGCUGGCGGCCCAGGCCGACGUCUGUGCAGAGCCCGCGGGUCGCCAGGCUUUCUCUGCAGACGGACAGGCGCCCCGGCCCACUGGGUCAUCCCGGAGGCAGAUCACCAUGCAGUUCAGUGAUGCGAGCAGUGAUGACGAUGAGGACAGGCUCGUGAUCGCAACCUAGUGGCUUUUGUAUUUUUAUUUUAUUUUUAUAACACUUAAAGGUUUUUUUUGGAAACCCUCCUUUCCUUAAGCACAUUUUUCUGACAUAAACUCAUUACUAAUCUUUGUGCAAUCAUGAACUUUUGACCAAUAAUUGUUGUUUUGUGUCAGCUCCAACCAUUUUUGUACAUGUUGUAUAGACAAUUGUGCCUUUUAGGAGUUUUAUGUUUAGAAAUGUACAGAUUGUUGAAUAUCUAUAUACAUAAAAUAUAUAUUAUAUAUGUAUAUUAAAACCAGGUAGUUAUUUGUGUUUAGUAAGAAAACCCUGUCAAAUAAAUCAGAUGAUUAAAUUAUAUGUUGCACUGUUAAAUAUGAAUUUUUAUGGUUGUGGGGCAGAGUUUCUGUGUACAAAUUAGUAUGUAAACUCCAUAUUUAUUGUAUUCAGACUAGUCUUUGAAAAUGGGUCUGUCCUUCUUGUGUAAGACAGUAACUUUACACUUCAGACAGAUUUUCUGUUAUGAAAUGUUUCAGUAAAAUGUUGUCUACUGACUUUA
Choloepus didactylus (southern two-toed sloth) is the source of this 9247-nucleotide messenger RNA. It is a transcript of the gene HIVEP1, whose product is annotated as HIVEP zinc finger 1. Gene Ontology annotation, molecular function: RNA polymerase II cis-regulatory region sequence-specific DNA binding; DNA-binding transcription factor activity, RNA polymerase II-specific. Gene Ontology annotation, cellular component: nucleus. Lineage: Eukaryota; Metazoa; Chordata; Mammalia; Pilosa; Megalonychidae. The transcript is spliced from 9 exons. The record is from RefSeq and is a predicted model, not a curated record. The coding region runs from base 559 to 8715 and encodes 2718 amino acids. Gene Ontology annotation, biological process: regulation of transcription by RNA polymerase II.